Molecule: messenger RNA, 715 nt
Organism: Phyllostomus discolor (pale spear-nosed bat)
Lineage: Eukaryota; Metazoa; Chordata; Mammalia; Chiroptera; Phyllostomidae
Gene: BBLN
Product: chromosome 3 C9orf16 homolog
Exons: 2
Coding region: 160-411 (83 amino acids)
Source: RefSeq, a predicted model, not a curated record
GGCCCCGCUGUCCAGCCUAGGGUUGCGUUAAUCCGCGCGGCCCCACCCUUCCGGCCCUGCGUUCUAUCCACCGCCUCCACUGUACGCCCCGCACCGGCUAGUGGCGUGACGGUCGCCUCGUUUCCGCGUCUUGCGGCCCCUGCGGAGCCCGAGCCUGCAAUGUCGGGCCCCAACGGGGACCUGGGCAUGCCGGUGGAGGCGGACGCGGAAGGCGAGGAUGACGGCUUCGGGGAAGCAGAAUACGCCGCCAUCAACUCCAUGCUGGACCAGAUCAACUCCUGUCUGGACCACCUGGAAGAGAAGAACGACCACCUCCACGCCCGCCUCCAGGAGCUGCUGGAGUCCAACCGGCAGACGCGCCUGGAGUUCCAGCAGCAGCUGGGGGAGGCCCCCAGCGAUGCCAGCCCUUAGGCUCCAGGAGCCCCGAGCCAAGCCCCGGCCCUGCGUCCCUGGGCUGGCCUCUAGCCUGGGCGCUCACCGCCUGACUUAGACACCUUCUCCAGGGCUGGCCUACAGGUCCCCCGGUGGCCCUGACUGCCUGAGCCACUCUUCAGGGACUCCCCUUGGCGUGUCUGGGCCGACUUCCACCACCCAGCCUUCCCUCCUGGGGCCAGGCGUGGGCCCACCACCCCUUGCCUGCCUGCCUGCCCAACUCCUGGGCACCCUCCACUCUGCCCAGGCCUUAAGUGUCUGUAUUAAACUGGUCUCCGACACC